Molecule: messenger RNA, 1326 nt
Organism: Fusarium fujikuroi IMI 58289
Lineage: Eukaryota; Fungi; Ascomycota; Sordariomycetes; Hypocreales; Nectriaceae
Product: related to glu/asp-tRNA amidotransferase subunit A
Exons: 3
Coding region: 1-1326 (441 amino acids)
Source: RefSeq, a predicted model, not a curated record
AUGCUGGUCCAACCGUAUCAACUCUCAGCGACUGAUGUAGCCGCCAAGAUCCGAGAUGGCCAGCUUACAGUUGAGGAGUAUGCCCAGUCACUUUUGGCACGCAUCAAAGAGAGAGAUCCUAUUGUGAAAGCAUGGGCAUAUAUAAAUCGUGAUCAAGUGCUUGAACAAGCUCGGAAAUUGGAUGCUGUACCCAAAGAAGAACGCGGACCUUUGCAUGGUGUUGCGAUUGCUGUCAAGGAUGUCAUUUACACGAAGGAUAUGCCAACGCAGUUUAACUCGCCCAUCUACAAAGACGAUGCCCCCCAAGUUGACGCAGCCAGCAUCAUCAUCCUCCGCAAAGCCGGUGCGCUCAUCCUAGGAAAGACUACCACCACUGAAUUCGCAGCCACUACUCAAGGACCUCAAACAACGAACCCUCAUGACAGUUCCCGUACACCUGGCGGUUCAUCAUCUGGUUCAGGAGCGGUAGUAGCAGACUUCCAAGCUCCCAUCAGCCUCGGAACACAGACCGGAGGAAGUACCAUCCGCCCGGCCUCUUUCAACGGUAUUUAUGGAUUCAAACCAACGUGGAACUCAAUCUCAAGAGAAGGGCAGAAAGUCUUCUCGUUGAUACUUGAUACACUUGGCAUUUAUGCUCGCACGGUGGACGAUCUGAACUUACUCGCUGAUGUAUUCGCGUUGAAAGAUGACGAGCUGCCCAACAAAGAAUACUCUAUCAAGAACGGAAAAUUCGCCAUCUGCAAAACCAUGGUUUGGCCCCAAGCUGGCCCUGGUCUAGUCAAGGCAAUGGAUAAAGCCGUCGAACUACUCCGAUCAAGCGGUGCCACGGUUGACGAGAUCGAGUUUCCCGAACAUCUGCAAGAUCUACCAAAAUGGCACUCCAUAGUCUUCAACAGCGAUGGACGAACAGCCUUUUUGCCCGAGUAUAGGGUUGACAAAACCAAAAUUGCAGAUCAGUUGGUUGGACACGUUGAGAACCGCCUCAAGAUUUCUAGAGCUGUACAAGUUAAGGCUUUCGAUGAUAUUGCAGCGGCGAGACCUGUUGUGGAUGAUAUGUUGGGUAAGUAUGAUGCCGUGUUGGUGCCAAGUGUACCGGAUGAGGCGCCUAAGGGUAUCGAAGCUACUGGAAGUGCUGCGUUCAAUUUGAUCUGGACGGCACUGCACAAUCCUGUCAUCAACAUCCCCGGAUUCGCUGGUGAAAACGGAAUGCCGAUUGGUCUUUCCCUCGUUGCGCCUAGGUACCACGACAGAAAGCUUCUGGUAGUAAGUCAAGCGGUAGGAAAGCUCUUUGAAGGAUCAGGAGGAUGGAAGUCACAGAUAGCUUAG